AUGGAAGACAACACAAACGAAGUCUCCCAACAAGAUGAUCCAAUGGAAGAAGGGUACGACGAAUCCCCAUCCUGCAACUUUUGCACUUUUGCGGUGACGGGCAACCAAGUGACUUGGCAGGCAAUCUAUAUUUGCCAUGAUUGCAACAACGAAAACGAGGAUUCGCAAUCACCGUUGUGUAUCUGUCAAGCUUGUGCAGACAACUGUCACCACGGGGAUAAUCACGAAGUGGAGUACAUUGGUAUGGGUCCAUCCUAUUGCGACUGUGAUUGUAUCGGCGAAUGCAGCAUAUUUCAAAAAUCCUUAAAGGAGGCCGAACGGUUGGGGAUGAUCGAAUCACGAGAUUCGCAAAUCGCUUCGACUGCAAGCAAAGAAGGAUUGCCCAAAGAUCCCUUGCAACACGAUGCCUAUGAAAUUUCUAUCCUGAGUGAUCCGAAAAUGGCAUCUUUACUAGUCCAACAUGCACAAGAAUUGGUCCAAUACACAAAAGAGACACAUUGGAUUGACGAAAAGACUACCAAUCUAGAUGACUUGUGCCCACUGGAGUCGCUGGCAUGGAGCAUUUAUCAACAUCAUGUGAGCAAGUACAAUUUAUCCGCUUCAAAAGGCAACGUGGAUAGUAAUGGGGGUGCCGAAUGGUGGGUUCAAGUCAAGGAUACUUCCGGGAGUGCCACCGCAAUCGAUUUGCAUUAUGACAAGGAUGAAGCUUUGGCGGAGUCUUUCUCCAUCGGAUCAUUUCCAAUCUUGUCGACCGUCACCUACUUGACACCAUCCAGCGAAACAGCGGCACCAACGGUGGUCUUUGACCAUACCUACUCGCAAGGAGAAGACGAGGUCAUGAAUUUGAUGCUAGUAAGCCGACCCAAGUUGGGAAAGCAUUUGGUCUUUGACGGUUCUUUGUUGCACGGUGCACCAGCCCAUUCCAUGCUCAAGCCAACUAGUGAGACGCCGGCCAAUGAGGAAGGAUCAACAACACCGUCGAUUCGAGUCACUUUCCUGGUGAAUGUAUGGAAGGAUGGUCGACCUGCAAGCGUCCAUCCAUUGUCACCACAAAUUCGACAAAAAUUACAACUCUUGCAAUCACCAGGCGUCGCUAUGAAUGAAACCUUUGAAAUGUUUCCUCAUACUGUACCAACCAUUGCCUACGAAAAAGAAGAAGACAUUCCACAGUCGAUAAGGGAUCGAAUAGAGCUACCGUUUGUGACCAAGGGCAUUACAUGGGAGGACACUAUAGAAGAGGGUGAUGAUGAAGGCGGACUAGUAGUCAUUACCUUCCCACCACCUUCGACGGUGCCCGAUAGUACCUUUUUGGUUCGAUUUGGCCCAUCCUUACAGGCAUACCUGGACUAUACAGGUGGUGAAGCUCGCGUUGCCUCAAAUCGAGAGGAACAAGAGCAAGAACAGAAACAAGAGGUAGAAAGCGGCUAUGUCUAA
Molecule: messenger RNA, 1434 nt
Organism: Cylindrotheca closterium
Lineage: Eukaryota; Bacillariophyta; Bacillariophyceae; Bacillariales; Bacillariaceae
Source: the annotation of a GenBank genome assembly